Nezara viridula (southern green stink bug) is the source of this 2477-nucleotide messenger RNA. The record is from the annotation of a GenBank genome assembly. Lineage: Eukaryota; Metazoa; Arthropoda; Insecta; Hemiptera; Pentatomidae.
CAAAAUAUUUUUAUGUAAACAGGUGUAAAUCUUAAUUAAAUAUCUUAGUGUUUAUACGAUUAAUUAAACACUAUAUUUAGUAGUAUAAGGAAUCAAGAUGAAAAUGAGAAAUAUUGAUGUCAAAUACGAUAAAAAUAAAAUAUGGAGUGUGAUAAAUAAACACUUGGAUGAGGACUACAGGGACCCUAUCCCCAGACCACUCCCAGAUGUCGCACCCGAAAGUCCAGAUUCGAUUGUGUGCAUCCCUAAUAAGAAAAAACCUGCUUCCAUCAGAGUGAUGAUCAGUGAAACGGCAAUAUGGGAUGCUUUGAGGGACAUGGGUGUUCUGAGACAGAGAGCUCCCAAGUCUUACACUAGCUACAGGAACAAGCAGCGAGAAAUAAUUUUCAACCAGCCCGAAUUAACCAACAGGGAAAUAAGAAGAAUGAAAAUGAAACCAAAGAAAUACGUUCUAUUCGAGCUGUUGGAAGAGGGUUACCGAUAUGCAGCACAUCAUUUGAAAAAAUUAAUGGAUGAGCAUGACCGAUUAAGGGAACCGAUACCUCCGGAACAGAUAAAAGACAAACCAUUAAAAAAUAUGAAAAAAACAGUAAUCUUUUUAGGAGAAAUCCUGAAACAAGCAAAUAUUUACAAAGAAGAACAUAACAACGAAGGAGAAUUUUCAAUAUACUUUUACACCGCAAAAUAUUAUGAAGAUAAAAACAACCCAUACUGGACAUGGUUAGCAGACUCAUUUUACAAAAAUGCAUUAAAAACUGCGAAAUCUUUUGAUUUGGAUGGUGGUUAUUCAAAAGCAUUUAUCAACUAUAUGUAUGGAAGAUUUUUGCUGAAACAAGGGAAUGCACCUCAAGCUGCAAAAAGACUUCAAAUUGCUUUCGAAUUGUCAAUAGGAAAACCAUGGGGUGCAAUGUGGGCCACAAAUAUUACUUUUGAAAAAAUCAAUGAAUAUUCCUCCUAUUUACUUCAUAUAGCACAACUUUUAACUGCAGAUAAAAUCUACAAGAGAUAUCCAGAAAGAGCGCUGAGGUUAACAAUAGAAGCAGUAAGACAUGCAAGAAGAGGCGACUGGCAUCCAGAUUUGGAAGAAGCAAUGCUAGAGCUCGCAAUUCAUUAUACAAGAAACAGAAAACACAGCGAAGCAAUAAAUACUCUUGUUCAAUUAAGUGAAAAGGUUGAUCCCACAGAAGAUAGAAACAUGUUUAUAAGCAUUCAAGUAUUAUUAGCAUUAUGUUAUAAAAGAGGCAGGAAAAAAGGUGAAACCCUGAAGCAGCUGUUUUUCUUGGUAGAGUUAGGAAGAAAAUGGAAACUUCCGAAUUUGGUGGCUUUUGGGCACAAAAAUAUAGCUCAAUACUUAAUGGAAAAAAACAGAAUUGUAUCAGCGAGAAAAUAUUUGACAUCAUGCAUUUUGCUAUUUAAGAAACAACAGCGUUACAAAGAUCUGGUGGAGUCGGUUUAUCUACUUGGAAGCUGCAAAGCUGAGCAACACAUAAAGGAAUAUAUUGAGCUAAUGAUUGACUCAGAUACACCAGAUACUCCAGGCUAUAAAAAGAUUUUAGACUUCUUAUCAUAUGGUAAACCAUUUUGGAAAGAGAAGACUUUAAAAAGAUAUAUUGUAACCAAAACAAUUGAACCACUCAUUUCACAAAAAGAAGUUUUAACAGCAUCAGAUAAAAUCUAUUUACUAUUAAAGGAUAAGUUUGGAGAACAAUUUGCAGAUUAUGCUAUGGAAGAAAUAACAGAGUAUGGUCGGAAACCCUUAUCGGAUGAUAAGUUUAACUAUAUAUUGGAAGACCCAACAGAAAUUCAAUACUUUGAAACUAGAAAAGAAGCUGAAGCUUAUAAAGCGUACUUAGUAGAUAAAUAUAGAGGCAAAAAUUUGCGUUUAAAUAGAUUAAGAGGGGAAAACAUAAAUUUUCAAAUAGGAAAAAGGGAAAUAGAAGACGAAAGUGAAGAAAAAGAAUAUAUAAAAACACUUAAUGACAUUGACCCAAUAAUUCCAUACGAGAAAGAUUCACCCAUGUACAAGCAAGCCUUAACAAUAAUAAAAGAUUAUUUGACUCCCCCUAGUUUUGCUGAAACCAAGAAACCUGUUAUUUUAAAUGUAACAGAUCCUAAAAUUUUAAUUAGACUAAUGAACACGAUCGUAGACUCAAGCAACGUCUUAUUCAAAUUUGAUGGUCCGAUCAAUUAUGAAGCAAUCUUGGCUGAAGUUAUUAAACAAAGAAGUGAGCAGAGAAAAUUUGUCGAAUCCCUGCCAGAAUUAUUACAUAAGCGAUACUCAACUGAAAUACCAGUAACAGUGGACCAAAGAAGAGAGUGUACAAUUUUCCCAGAGGAAGCCUUUACAGAAUAUGAUUCUGACAGACACAUUGAAAAAAAUAGAGAUAUACUAUAUAACAGUAAUUUUUAUGCAACAAUGUGAACAAUAUAUUUCCAAGAUAGCUAUUAUAUUAAUAAAAAUUUAUAUUAAAAGAUUA